This is a messenger RNA of Aedes aegypti (yellow fever mosquito), 2821 nucleotides long. Its product is annotated as sodium-coupled monocarboxylate transporter 2. The coding region runs from base 779 to 2602 and encodes 607 amino acids. The record is from RefSeq and is a predicted model, not a curated record. The transcript has 6 exons. Gene Ontology annotation, biological process: transmembrane transport; sodium ion transport. Lineage: Eukaryota; Metazoa; Arthropoda; Insecta; Diptera; Culicidae. Gene Ontology annotation, molecular function: symporter activity. Gene Ontology annotation, cellular component: membrane.
GACGUCACAUCUAAGGGUUCGUUCCUGCGAGAAUAAGUAGUCGUUACCGUGGUGCCCUUGUGUAAUCGGAGUUUUGACAAAAAGCUGAUAUAACCUUCAGUGAUCGCAUGUGCGUCAACAACUCUAUACUCUACUCUCAUUGAUUGCGCGAUAAUCGGCAAUCAUCAAACGUCGAAGUUCUUCCAGUUAUUUGGCUCUUCGUUGUUUUUGGAAAAGUAGUUUAACCGUUCAGAGUGAUGUCCUCUGUAGUGUUGUUAAGUAGAGUUCGACAGUUAUCACUUGAAGAGCAUUGUUUCGAGAUGUGCGUUUUGAUUGCUGAACAGUCUCAUCUCUUUAACAACCAAUGUGAACAGUGAAGCAACGAUUAUUGUGAGAUUCGCUCAGUAUGGCACUCAGCAGGCACGCUAUUCAGGAGUAACUGCAGCACAAGAAAAAAAUCCAAACAGAUUCCCAAUUACAGUGCUGUUGUUAUCACUCAUUGUCGUAUCAGUUAAAACCUAUAGUCCGGUAGCAGUAAAAAGUGCUUGAUCAGAAUCGGGACGUUGAUUCCGGUCUUCAGUCGCAUUUCGUCGGGCAAGUGGAAUCGUCCUGCGUGAAUUUGGUGGGAAAGCCGGUAGUGAUAGUGAAACGCACGAAAGGGUGACCAAUUCAGACCCAAUAACCACAACAAAGAGCCAGUGCGAUGCAAGUGUGACAUAGAGCCUCAAUUCUUAAAACUCGCUCAGAAAAAAAAGGUUUCCGUGAUACUCGAACGAAAACAGAAAAAGUUUAAUCAGUCAUGGUGAUAUUAAUAACGGAGAACCCUCAUGGGCAGUUCACGACCGAGGACUACACGGUCUUCGUGGUGAUGCUGACCGUUUCAGCUGCCAUCGGGAUCUACUUUGGGUUCUUCGAGGGCAAGAAGAACAAAACCACCGAGGACUAUCUGCUCGGGGGACGUAAGAUGAAGGUGUUUCCCAUUGCGGUGUCGUUGAUCGCGAGUCAACUGUCGGGCGUAUCCAUCAUGUCCGUACCGGCCGAGAUGUACUCGUACGGAGCGCAGUACUGGAUAAUAGCGCCCACCAUGAUCGUCAUCGUGAUGAUCAUCAACUACAUCUUCGUGCCGGUAUUCUACAACAACCAGAUAACCAACUGCUACCAGUACCUGGAGGAUCGCUUCAGUCCGGCCGUGAAGAAGUUCGUCACGUUCACCUACGUGCUGAACAUCUAUCUGAUUCUGCCGAUCUUCAUAUUCAUCCCGUCGUUGGCGUUCGCCCAGGUCACCGGCACCAACAUCCACCUGAUCAACGGGAUCGUGUGUUGCGUGUGCAUCUUCUACACCAUGCUCGGCGGGAUCAAGGCCGUCGUGUGGACGGAUGUGGUUCAGGGCGUGAUUAUGUUCGCAUCCUGCUUCCUUGUGGUGGCGGUUGGCGUCAUCAAGAUCGGCGGAUUCGGUGAAGUUUUUACGCGUGCAGCAGCCGGCGAUCGGUUGAACGUUUUCGACAUGACCUUUGACGCAACGACGCGGCAAACAUUCUGGACGGCAAGCAUUGGCAAUGUAUUUCUGUGGACCGGGUACUUGGGACUGAACCAGAGCUGUGUCCAGCGAAUGGUGGCGGUGCCGAGCAUUCGUCAUGCACGCAGUGCAUUGUGGAUUUUCUGCGCCGGAUUCAUCAUCAUAACCAGCUUGAACUGCUUCACGGGGAUUGUGAUUUUUGCGAAAUACUUCGACUGUGACCCGAUCAAGGUCAAUCUGGUGCAGAAGGCCGAUAAGCUGCUGCCGUUCUACGUCCAGGAUGUCGUCGGUAAUCUGAAAGGAAUGCCCGGAGUGUUCAUCUCGUGCGUUUUCAGCGCUGGUCUGAGUACUAUGUCAGCCAACCUGAACUCUCUAGCCGGAAUCAUCUACGAAGACUACAUAAGGCCGUUUAAGUUGUUCAAACACACCGAUGCGUCGGCCAACCUCACCAUGAAGGUACUGAUCCUGUUCAGUGGCCUCUACUGUAUCGUGAUGGGUCUAGUGGUGGAACAGUUCGGCCACAUCCUGCAGAUGGUGGUCACCAUUGCCAGUGUGACGCAGGGCGCAGUCAUGGGCAUCUUCUGCCUGGGAAUGCUGUGGCCUUGGGCGAACAAGCACGGUGCCCUCUGGGGUUCGGCUGCCAGCGUCAUAGGAAUGUCGUGGAUCAUUGCAGGGGCACAGUUUGCCAUUAAAAAUGGCGAGCUCAGUUACCCUCCGAAACCCACCAGCGUGGAGGGCUGUGCAGAGUAUGGCUUCAACGUGACUCAGUCGGUUCUAGUGCAAUCGAUGAACGACGUCAGUGACAACGGGUUCUCCAUCUACAAAAUGUCUUUCGUGUGGUACUCGACUGUUGGAACGUUCCUGGUGUUCCUCGUCGGAAUACCCGUCAGUUACCUAACUGGCUCGCAAGAUCUGAGUAAAAUGCAUGCCAAGCUAAUCUCACCGGUGGUUCACCGAUGGCUACCCAAGGAAGUGACCAAGAGCGAAUUGGUUCUGAAAACUAGUGCCGUAAAUCCCGACGAUGUGCACAUCAAAGAAUGGGUUUUUACUCCAGCCGAAGAGCAGAAGCGUAAAGUGUUACGUGAAUCCAAUGAACAUGUCUUGUAGAACAUGGCACCAUCGAAACUUGUCCCAUGUAGGACGAAUAAUAGUUAAUGCUAAAAUCUAUGAUUUUGAUGUAUUUAUGUAAGUUACAUACUCAAGUUUUUGAACAUGUUUAUAUUUUAAGGUUUCAACAAACGCAUCGCAAUCGGUAUUUUCGCAGAUGGCAUACAAAAAUAGCUUCAAUAAAUAACAUAAAUCGAGUGAUUUAUUUUUUAUGUGGAA